Molecule: messenger RNA, 2492 nt
Organism: Meriones unguiculatus (Mongolian gerbil)
Lineage: Eukaryota; Metazoa; Chordata; Mammalia; Rodentia; Muridae
Gene: Ftcd
Product: formimidoyltransferase cyclodeaminase
Exons: 12
Coding region: 901-2220 (439 amino acids)
Molecular function (GO): folic acid binding; transferase activity
Source: RefSeq, a predicted model, not a curated record
UCCUCUGGAUUCCAGCCUCUGACUCACGCCCUGGUUCUCCACCCUUGUUCAUGCCUAGUUACAGUGCUUGCACACCUAUAAUCCCAGUGCUCAGGAGGCAGAGGCAGGCAGAUCUCUAGGAGUUCAAGGCCAGCCUGCUCUACAUAGUUUCAGGACAGCCUAGGAUACAUGAAGAUACCCUAUCUCCAAAGCAAAGCAAAACAAAACAAGAAUGUGGAUACCAAUACCAAAAAAAGAAGGAAAAAAAAUUAAAAUAACUGUGAGCAAGUCACAACCCCCAGCUUCUUAGAUAAUGAAACAAAUACAGAUGGAAAUCACAACCAUGAGAAAGUGCAGCCAGCGUGUCUGCUUCUGCUUGUUGGGCGGGGUCCUCGGUUUGUUUGUUUUGGGAGAUCCACCUCAACGAGUAAAGUUGGAGAAUGAUGGAGGAUGGUCCCUGAGAUCAACCCUGGGCCUGCACGUGUGUGCACACACAGGUCCGCGAGCCCACACAAAGGCAAGAAGGUGCACACUAAGAUACACACCGUACACAUGAAAAAUGGGGUGGGGGGGAGGUUUCAUUCUGGGAAACUGGGUCAGGAAAAUGCCGAGGAGCAAGCUAGGAACAGAAUUCACAGAAUAGCAUUGGGGGAGACUCCAGCCCAGGCAGAUCAGGGUGGGAGCCAGCCAGGCCCUGGCGCUGCCACAAACAUAAGCUAACAUAGGAGACUAGGGCCCAUGUGUACCGCAAGUUCUGUUGUUUUUUUUCUCCUCCUCUGAGGACGGAUCCACCACGCAGUAAACAUCCAUUUUAAAAGAGAAACAUGAGAGCGUCCCACCAGCGUUCCCAAAACAUCCUACCCCAACUCCUAGACCGUGUCUAAUUCAGUGACACUGGGAGGCAUUUGCGAUGCUGUCUGCAUGGCAAUACCCACUCCAAGAGUAUGGAGAAAGUGGGGUUCCCCAGAGAGAGUGAGCCGAGUGUACCUCUACGGAGAGGCAGCUCGGACACCCAGUCGCCAGACCCUGCCGGCCAUCCGGGCUGGAGAGUAUGAGGCCCUGCCUGAGAAGCUCAAACAGACCGAGUGGGCGCCUGACUUUGGCCCUAGUACCUUUGUCCCCAGUUGGGGUGCCACUGUCACGGGUGCUCGGAAAUUCCUCAUCGCGUUCAACAUCAACCUGCUCAGUACCAAGGAACAGGCCCAUCGCAUUGCUCUCAACUUGCGGGAGCAGGGCCGAGGGAAGGACCAGCCAGGAUGUCUGAAAAAGGUUCAGGGCAUCGGUUGGUACCUGGAUGAGAAGAACUUGGCUCAGGUGUCCACAAACCUCCUGGACUUUGAGGUCACGGCUCUGCACACAGUCUAUGAGGAGGCCUGCAGGGAGGCUCAGGAGCUGAAUCUGCCAGUGGUGGGCUCCCAGCUGGUGGGCCUGGUGCCUCUGAAGGCCUUACUGGAUGCCGCAGCCUUCUACUGUGAGAAGGAGAACCUGUUUGUUCUGGAGGAGGAGCACCGGAUACGGCUGGUGGUGAACCGGCUGGGCCUGGAUUCCCUGGCACCCUUCGACCCAAAGGAGCGGAUCAUCGAGUACUUGGUUCCCUCUAGUGGACCAGAACAGGGCCUGCUGGACAAGUCCCUGCGUGCUUUUGUUCGGGAAGUGGGCGCCCGCUCUGCUGCCCCCGGCGGCGGCUCUGUGGCUGCGGCUGUUGCAGCCCUGGGAGCAGCCCUGGCUUCUAUGGUGGGCCAGAUGACCUAUGGGCGGCGACAGUUUGAUCACCUGGACUCCACCAUGAGGCGCCUGAUCCCACCUUUCCAUGCUGCCUCUGCCCAGCUGACCACCUUGGUAGAUGCUGAUGCCCGGGCUUUUGCUGCCUGUUUGGAAGCAAUUAAAAUGCCCAAGAACACAUCUGAAGAGAGGGACAGGCGAGCGUGUGCCCUGCAGGAGGGGCUGAGACUGGCAGUUGCUGUACCAAUGAACCUGGCAGAGACUGUGUCCCAGCUAUGGCCAGUGCUGCAGGAGCUGGCCCUGUGUGGGAACCUGGCCUGCUUGUCUGACCUACAGGUGGCGGCCAAAGCCUUGGAGACGGGUGUGUUCGGUGCGUACUUCAAUGUGCUCACCAACCUGAAGGACGUGACUGAUGAUGCAUUUAAAGAGAAGAUGCACCAUCGAAUCUCCAGCCUUCUACAGGAAGCCACAACCCAGGCUGCAAUGGUGCUUCGUAGCCUAGAAGCCCGGAAGGAGUGAAGAGACCUCUCCAAAUGGAUGGUCCAACUUCCAGUGUUCCUUACCUAUCUUAAGUGGUCCAAGCCUAGCUUUGGGGGGGGGGGGCAGACUCAGCCAUGACAUCUGCACUGCCAGGUUGGCGCUCUACACACAGCUGUCUAUGCAGGAUCAGGAGAUGCGAUGGAGGUGGUUUGGGGUAGGGUAGAGAGUGGGGCCUGAUUGGGGUUCUGUCCUGCAGGCAUUCAGUCUCACACCUUCUGUUACCCAUGGCUUCUAGUAAAUUCUGAACACAA